GGAGGGGAGAGGAGGGAAGGAUGGCACAAAUCCUUGAUCAGGAAAAAGGGCUCCCGCUGCUGUGGCCCAGCUGUGUAGCACAGGUUGGAUUCCUCCUCUGAUCAGCUCUGCUCCCAGUGACAUCUUGUUGUGUCAAGUCUGAUUAAUCUAAUCUUCGAGAGGCUUUGACAAAAAAAAAAGGAGCUCUGUUAAGGAGAUGGCCAUCCACAGCAUGAAAGCUGCCUUUGUAUGUAGCCCCGGGCAGUAUGCAAGCCAGUUGUUAGGUAUAUUCAAAAAAUGAAUUCUUUACAUGCCAGGGUCAGCCAUCAAGGGGGAACUGCUUUGCUCGUCCCCUUGAACCUCUUGCUGCUGUUUUCUGACUCUUCUUACGCGAUGAGUAAAUGGGAGUGCAAGGAGCUGCAUAACAUCACUCUCUGCAAGACCGAAGACCGGAGACAUCUCUCUGCAAAAAGUGCCCUGGACUUUUUGAACCUGGCAGAAUAAGACAGCUCCAUAUAGGGCUGGUGUUCUGACUUUCUCCUUCGUCCACAUGCAACAAAACCCUGGAGGGAAAUUCAAAGUGUUGCAGGGGAAGAAGUGAACUACUAAAAUUAUGGGUGCGGCUCAAGGGAAAAAGAAAGAAUACUCUCCUCAGUCCAAUGGUCACCAGAAAAAUAGAAAACAUCUUACCAGUCACAAAGCAUCUAUGUAUUCAGACAUGCAAUCAGAGCGGCCUGACAUUGGGAGUAUCAUGACUCAUCCUGAUUAUCUUGAUGGAAAUCCUGAUCUUAUCAAACCUAAAAAACUGCUCAAUCCUGUAAGAGCCUCGAAAAGCCACCAAGAACUUCACCGGGAACUACUUAUGAAUCACAGAAGAGGAUUGGGAGUUGAGAGUAAACCAGAACUGCAAAGAGUCCUGGAACAUCGUAGAAGAAACCAGCUGUUGAGACAGAGGAAAGAAGAAGAAGAGGCAAAGAAAUUAAAAUCUCCAUUUGAACAGGAGCUGUUGAAAAGGCAACAGAAGCUUGAUCAGUUGGAAAGGGAAGAUGAGAAGCAAGAAGAGAAUGCACCAGAAUUUAUUAAAGUCAAAGAAAAUCUGAGGAGAACAUCUACUUCGCUAACAGGGGCAGAGUAAAGCAUCAGCUAAGACCAAAAGAUUGUUUGCUUUGAAUACUUAUAUGCUGACAUUUUGGUAAAUGGUGGAUAUUCAAAGUUUUGUCUUGGGGGCUACUCACUGUACAUUAAUGCUUGCUCCAGUUUAAAAAAAAUAAUUGGGGUAUUUUCACAUCUGGGAAAAGAAGAACAUCCAAACAAUGUGGCUUUUUGUUCACAGAGGUUCUCAGAUGAGAAAAAGGAUAGGGAAGGUAACAGAGACCUCACCUUCCUUUCAAGUAUUGAGAUAAUGCGGUGCCCUUUCCCAUCACUAACCCUUAGCUAAUCCUUUGAGAUUCAGCAGGACAGGCGCACGUGUGGAGUGGGAGAUGUUGUCUGAAGACAGAUGGCUAAACCUUUGGGAUUCAGAUGUUCAUAUAGCAGAGCAGUUCCAUUGCUGGUACUGAAAUCUUCAGUUUAGCUAAAUUACUGCGUGAGGGAGCAAGUUGGGAAACUAAAAAAGAUGGUAAAAAAAGAGAAGUCACGAUCAAUAAGGAAAAUACUAGCUAAGAUUUAGAGCACAUCGACCAAUGCUGGUUGGCAUCUUAGAUGCUGUAUGUAUCCAAUCAAACAAUAUCCAGUAAAUAUGUGUGUGUUUCUUCAUUAUUGGGAUUUAGCAGACAUGAAAUUACGUUUUAGGAUUCUUGUCACAAAUCUACAUCCAUGAUAGUUACAUAGUCAAGUUUACUAUGACAAAUAGACACUGAGUUAUUUCCAAAGAGUGGGAUUGUCCACCAGUGUUUCAGCAUAUAAUUCUGGUGUCCAGAAUGAGAAACAGAAAUAAGAUAAGAUACUUUAUGGAAAGGAUCCUUAAGAGCUGCAGAAAAAGUAGGAAAAGGUGCAGUCCUCUGAAUGUGUAUUACAAAAAAAAAGUAUGAGAGCAACACAGAAAGCAUGCAAUCUCUGUGUAUGUCUCAAAAAGCAAAUGACAAAUCCACAAAAAAGGAUUUGUGAGAGAAACAGCAAAGAAUUUUAGGGAGAAAGUCAAAGAACGAUACCAGAUGUAGGAUCUUCUGAAUUUUGCACAAAUACAACACAUUAAACUAAGAUUCUUUUAAAAUAUAUAUAUAAUAAAAUUGAAGAUUAUUUAUAAUUAUAGCUACAUGAUGUCUACUCCUCCCAGGAACUCUUUCCUGAUUCUAAAAUUCUGAUUAUGCUUACUAUACAGAUAUUUACUAUAAUACAGACUGUUUUAGAUGGCUUUUAAAAUAUAUGACAGCAGCAAGGCAAAAAGGUGAAUUGCCAACCCCUCCUCAGCUCUGUUUUCUGGAGGUGGAGCCAGGAGUAGCCGACAUGUCUAUCCAAGGGAGGACCAUUCAUUUUUGGUUUUUCAGAAGGAUAGCUGUGUUUUUUACACCAAAAACUAAAGACUUCUUAAAAUUCUUUGUUAUUCAUUUAUUAUUCAUUUAGUCUUGGACUGAAGAUAAGCAUAACCAAAAGCCACAAUAGUUUUUUUUUCUUAGUUUCACAAUUUAUAUUACAGAAUUAUGGUCAGCUUUUCUGGUAGGGUGGACCCUCUGAGAUGCAGAUGACCACCAGGAAAGGACCAGCCAAAAUAAUACAUAACACGUAUUAUCUAUAUGUAUCAUCUAGAACUCAUAUAUGACUUGACUGUAACCACAGAUUUGGGGGUGGGGGGGAAGCUUAUUAAUAAAAAGCAGUUGUAUAUUUUGUGGAGUCUAUAUUCUGUGAAUUAAAGCAGGCAACAACCAAAUAAACUUAAUUUCACUGUUUAAAAUUAAAAA
This is a messenger RNA of Crotalus tigris (Tiger rattlesnake), 2876 nucleotides long. RefSeq names its product family with sequence similarity 107 member A (gene FAM107A). The transcript is spliced from 5 exons. Gene Ontology annotation, cellular component: stress fiber; synapse; neuron projection. Lineage: Eukaryota; Metazoa; Chordata; Lepidosauria; Squamata; Viperidae. The record is from RefSeq and is a predicted model, not a curated record. Gene Ontology annotation, biological process: actin filament bundle assembly; regulation of actin cytoskeleton organization; actin filament polymerization. Bases 593 to 1114 code for a protein of 173 amino acids.